CAUCCGCAUAUCUGCAUUAGUUGUUGUUUUCAAUUAAUUUAAACUUUUUAACUGUCCACGUUGUUACACACACAGCCACACAAAACGCGCCUGUCUGUCUACUUAUUAAUUACACACAAGGCACGGUUUUUUUUUGGUUUGUUUUUUUUGUCACACCACCAUUUUGUCGCAGUCUUGUCUGUUUUUGAUUUUAUUAGUUUGUCUCCUGAUCCAUUGAGGACCUGUAUUCCUAUAUUGCUGCAGCCAGGUGCCGGCUGUUGAACUAAUUACAAGUUUUUAGUCGGUUCAAGUUCUCAGUGACUUGUUAAACGAUUCGGACACUAAGUUUGAAAGCUUGUUGCUGCUUAUUUGUCGGCCGUUGUGCUUCUGUGUUUUUUUUUUAUUUCGGACGGCCCGAGUGUAAGGAAAGAAAGGACGGAAGACAUGGAAGACGGAGGCAGGCCACCGUAUUCCUGUGGCAACGGACAGCAGAGAGGUCAUCACCCCAGACCUUUCUUCUAUGUGCAGCCUCCCUCUCAACCUUACUACAUUCAUCAACACUGGCAGAUGAAUAACCCCUAUCACCACUAUGGCCUGCCUACAGGUGUCAAAUUAGAAGACCUUUGCAUUCGCUUUCAUUUCGGCCGUCCCUAUAUGACUCCUUACCAGUACAUGCCGUACCCGGGCUUCGUUGUCCCUCACUCCCCGUUGUAUCCCAUGGAUUCCCGACGCAUGUUUGAGCCUCGCUUCUACGCUCCCGCCUGGAACGACGUUCUGCGACCGCCACACCAUCAGCAGUCUCACACCCGGCGAGAGACGGUCAGCUGCGAGGUCCAGACCGACCCCAGCGACGGCAUCAGCAACCUGCUGGAUUCCCUGGACAAGAUCCAAGCCACCGAGAGGGAGCUGGACUCUGGAAUGGCGUCGCAGUCCUCCGGGAUGUCCUCGGUCGAGGAGAAGAAAGCUCAAGAGCAAGGCGAUGCUAACCUUGUGUCAGCGGUGCCGGAUGCGACUCGUUUAGAGUCUCCGACUGCGGCAUUCAGUGACUCCACCACCGCUGUGUAUGAUGCCGAAUCCAGCCACAGGAGCCUGGAUGCCUCGAGCCCUCAGGCAUGCUGGUCCGGAAGUUUGGAAGUGGAGCUGCCUCUCGACAGUUCUUCCCUUCACGAGGACGGUCCUGAUCCUGAGCAUCCAGCGUCGCUGGAGUUUUUCCUCGCUUGCGAUAAGUCACAAGUCACAGAUAUCCAGUCAGAUAUUCCGGUGGCUGAUCACAGUACUCCCAAAUGUGAUGCCGACGACACCGUCAAGCGAGCAGAUGCUGUCGGGCCCCCAUCGCCUUCUCUUUCGUCUGGGAAGCUGAAGGAUGAAAAGAGUGGCUGCAAAACUUUGAGCCAAGUCGAUACAGAUUACAAGAUCCUUCAGAUGCCUUUAGAAGGCGUUUUCACCUCAGAAGCGGGUUCACACGUCUCGCCCUUGGCUAGCCCGCCCUACUACUACCACCGCCACAGCCUCUCCAUGCAGAGCACCCACGAGCGCAUGAGCGUCCUAAGCCCGUCCCUGGAUGAGCUCUCCUCUCGGGAUGAAAUGUUUUCCACAGACCUAGAGGACGGGGAUCUCUUCCCAAGGCAGGCCUACACGGGCGGAAGGCUCGCAGAAGUUGCGGAGCACGUGUGGCUUCCCUCCCCCAAGAGGCUAAUGUGCGCCUGCUGCGGGAAAAAUCUGCCCAAAGGCAGCGGUCGAAGCAAAGGCCACGCCGUCAAGGCGUAUAGGGACGAGGCCGCCGACUCCGAGGAGGAUGUCAGGUACGCAAGAGUGCCACCCAGAAAGCAUUUCACCCCCAGGAAGCUUUUUUUGGGCCCCCAGAGGCAGCCUGCCAAGUUCUGGUACAAAAGGAGCCCCUACAAGGAGCCUGCGGACUCUCCGGACCCCGACCAGGGUUAUGACGGCAAGCCUGUGGAGAUGAGUGGCGGCGAGCUGCAGUGCGGAACCUGUGGGGACAGAUUCUGCAGAGAGGAGCACGGCGUACCCGAGCAAAGCAAGAGGGCCAACGGCGGUGGGGGUGGAGGAGGCGUUCCCAGAAGAUGGCAAGCGUCUCCUGUGCAGCGACAAGAAUCGAGCGCUCCAAGGAAGGCAAUGGCGCACCAAAGGCACCGAGAUGAUGAUGACGACAACGGCCGUAAUGACGACGACAAAGAACUGCCGUCCUCGCACCGGGACAGAGGCGCCUUAGCGAGAGAACCGAAAUGAUUUCUCAUGACUGACUUCUGUUGAACUGUCCCCCUUGAUGGUGUAAAUGUUGGUGGAUAUUAAAAAAAAUAAAAGCAUGAAAUGUUUCUAGGGCACCAGGUGUAAAUGCACUGCACAGAAAGCCUCUUUUUGUUGGCAAAAAAAAUAAUUUAAAAAAUACAUUGCAUGUUUCUGGAUAUCACAAAGAGGCAAGUGGGCUCAAAGGUUGUAUUGCAGUUGAUGAUGUCACAGUUUGGGGCCAGUCCAAUAAAAUGUUGUCAUAACCGA
Hippocampus zosterae (dwarf seahorse) is the source of this 2493-nucleotide messenger RNA. Its product is annotated as bucky ball-like. Lineage: Eukaryota; Metazoa; Chordata; Actinopteri; Syngnathiformes; Syngnathidae. Bases 424 to 2226 code for a protein of 600 amino acids. The record is from RefSeq and is a predicted model, not a curated record. The transcript has 7 exons.